Gadus chalcogrammus (walleye pollock) is the source of this 4488-nucleotide messenger RNA. It is a transcript of the gene tmem132e, whose product is annotated as transmembrane protein 132E. Lineage: Eukaryota; Metazoa; Chordata; Actinopteri; Gadiformes; Gadidae. The record is from RefSeq and is a predicted model, not a curated record. The coding region runs from base 1104 to 4472 and encodes 1122 amino acids. The transcript has 9 exons.
GCCGUGCGGUGAAAUGUGGAAACAUCUCGGCAUUUGGAGAAUCUUCGAUUUCGUGUCGGACCAGCGCUCAUUCAUUCAUCAAACAGCACUACGGUGAAAGUGGACUAUUGGUCAUAGCUGCAGAAAUCAAACGUGUUCUUGGACUCCAGCUCCGACGGUCAUGAGCGUGCCGCUGCUCACUGAGUCGCUGUCGCAACACUGUGCCGCUGGAAGUAUUUAAAAGCGCACGAAAGACGGAAAGAAGCCGAUGUGUUUGGAGCACAUUCCUUGGGGAUAUCAAUUCGAUAUUCAAAAAUACCGCAAAGGGUGACAGUGGGGCACUUCUGUUUGAGCGACGUGGAUUUCAAUGGGCAUUACACCUGGCUUACUCAGAAAUCUUAGUCGGUGUAUGAAGUGCGGACCAUCGAGGCUCAUUGGAUUCUCCCCACUGUGUCUGGGAUAAAAAAAAAUCCGACCGGUUUUUGGAGCCGGACCCUCACCGAGACCAGUAAAGACACUGAUAGAUUUUGGCGCAAGCUUUUUUUCUUCUUCUUUGAGUAGAGACGCGGUGUGCCCGCGGAAAGGCUCGGGCGCGUGCCAUCGCGUUGUGUUGCCCAUCGCACGAGUUUUCCUCAUUUUUGCGAGAAUCACAUCAAAACGAGAACACUGUCACAGCGAGAACCACAUCAAGACGAGAACCCCGUCAAAACGUGGACUUGGCUGGAUGUUUGGCACGCCAGUAUUUUCCACUCCCGGUAGACCGCUUUGCCCAGGUACACCGUGGGAGAGGAUUUAAAUCCGGAUACCUGUAACUUUCUCCCGUUUUGGAACUCCAACUAGUUGUCCAAGUCGAUAUCGUCAUGUGCCUUUUUUGGAGACUCUGAUUGAACACAUAUCGGGGAGACAAAAGAGAGAGGGGUUAUCCAAAUCAUAAGGGCAAGCCAUCCACUCCUACAUAUGCGCACAUCCAGCGUUGCGCCGAAGAUAUACAUGUAGGCAUAUGUAUUUUUACAUGUAUGAAUGUAGCCUACAAUUUGACAUUUGGACCGCCGGAGAAGUGUUCAAAGCGUCGAGUGGAAGCGAUAUAUGAAGAAAUAACUUGACUGGGAUUACGUGCAUCUGGGAUGACUACCAUGUCAGGUGCAAGAUAUUGCGGAGGAACUCUCCUGCUCUGCCUAGCGUCCCUUUCCAAUGCGCUUGCAGGUAGAAUCUCGCCCACCAGCUCUGAUGCCCUCCUCAGCUCCUCCGUGGCAACGGCCAACCCCUCCCCACCGAACGUCUACCUCCCGGUCACCUUCAAGCUGUCCAACGCCCAGCUGGCCUUCUUCCUCCAAGAGGUCCAGAGCACUGGACCCGUCUUCGGUGGCGGUGCAGGCGGCGGUCGGACCGGCGGCGGCGUGAGCCCUCCCCAGAACGGGGGCCACCCGCUGCAGCGCUCGGAGAGCUUCGUGGUCUUCCAGACCAAGGACCUCCCGGCCAUCAACAUAACCUUCGGGCCGUUCUCCCGGGACCAGGCCCUCUCCAAGGAGCUGCUUCAGCCGGCCAGCCCGCUGGACAUCCCGGGGCAGCUGACGGUCAACUGGAAGGUGCGGGCGUUCAUCGUCCAGGCCAGGGUCUUCUCCAACAACCCCACGGUGCAGGUGUUCUUCUACAUCGCCGGGCGCGACUGGGACGACUUCAAGGCCCAGGACCGGCUGCCCUGCGUGCGGCUCCAUGCCUUCCGGGACGUGCGCGAGAUCAAGACCUCCUGCCGCAUGAAGGGGAACCUGGCCCAGUGCCUGGCCCAGCUGGACCUGCCACCGGCCUGGUUCAACGCCCACAUGGCCCCACUGGGCCGGAGGAAAGGCUCCAACGAGGGGCUCCUGGAUGGACUCACCAGCGAGACCCUGCAGGCGGAGCUUUACUACACCUUGCACGAGCCCAACGCGGAGGGGGAGUGCAUGGAGGGCCUGGGCCACCGGGGUGGCUCCAGGGGGGAGCCUCUGUCACAGCACCCCCUGCUGCGCAUCGGCAGCAUCAGCCUCUACCAGGCCAGCCAGGAGCAGCAGCUGGUGGAUAAGCAGCUGGACAAGAACAUGUUCCUCAGGCUGCCCGAGAAGCCCCUGAUGCCCGGCGAGACCCUCACCAUCUUCCUCUACCUGAUGCCCAACGCCACCAUCGAGCAGUUCUCCCUCAAGGUCAAGGCGAAGAAGGGGGUAAACCUGCUCCAGACGAAGUCAAAGAACGCCCAGUGGAAGGUGGACUGGGAGGUGCAGUCCGGGGCGAAGCAUUCCAUCACCACCAUUGACGUGAGCAAGAACAAAGUGGCAAAGGCUGGCGAGGUCCUGGGCAACGUGGAGGUGAUGCAGCUGGACUUUGAGAUGGAGAACUUCACCAGCCUGUCUGUGACGCGACGCAUCAACUGGAACAUCGACUACAAGGGCCAGAACCCGCCGCCGGACUCUGAGAAGGUGGUGACGGAGCUGACGGUGGUGCAGCGGGACAUCCAGGCCAUCGUUCCCCUCUCCAUGGAUACAGAGAUCAUUAAUACAGCCAUCCUGACCGGCCGAACAGUGGCCAUCCCUGUCAAGAUGGUCUCCAUAGAGAUGAACGGAGCGGUGACGGACGUCUCGGCCUUUGUGCAGUGCAAGUCCUCCAACGAAGACAUUGUUAAGGUGUCCAUGAACUGCGACUACGUGUUCGUCAACGGAAAGGAGACACGGGGGUCCAUGAACGCCCGGGUCAUCUUCAGCUACGAGCACCUGAGCGCGCCGCUGGAGCUGACGGUGUGGGUGCCCAAGCUCCCGCUGCAGCUGGAGCUGUCCGACCGCAGCCUCAGCUUCAUCAAAGGGUGGAGGGUGCCCAUUCUGCCGGACCGGAGGAGCACCCGGGACAGCGACGCGGCCGCCGACGAGGAGGACGAUGAGCCGCGGGUCAGCCGGGGCUGCGCGCUGCAGUACCAGCGGGCGCUGGUGCGCGUCCUCACCCAGUUCCACACCACGUCGGCCGAGGGCACGGACCAGGUGAUCACCAUGCUGGGGCCCGACUGGCGCGUGGACGUCACCGACCUGGUGCAGGACUCCCUCAAGGUGGCCGACCCCCGCAUCGCCGAGCUGGUGGACCGGACCGUCCUGGUGGGACUGGAGCUGGGCGCCACCGCACUCAAGGUGGAGUCCCCGCUGGCCGUGGACGCCGUCCUGGGGGAGGCGGCGUUCUCCGUCACUGACGACAAGGUGUCCAUCACGGAGCUGCGCGUGCACGCCGUGGCGGGCCUCAGCCUGACGCUACAGCCCAGCCCCGGCAACAGCCACACCAUGGUCGCCAAGGCGACGGGCCUCCAGACCCUCACUGCGCCCAAGCAGGAAGCCAGCCUGUCCGUCUGGAUGUACUUCAGCGACGGCACGGCCGCGCCCCUCACCUACUUCGACCCCAAGGACUACAACCUGAACGCCUCCAGCCUGGACGAGCGGCUGGUGUCGGUGCAGCAGGAGCCGCCCCCCCGCUGGCCGGCGGUGGUGGCCGAGGGCGAGGGCGCCGGGGAGGCCCUGCGGGUGGAGAUGACCAUCUGCGAGGCCUGCCAGAAGACAAAGCGCAAGAGCGUCAUCGCCGCGGCCGCCGUCUCCGUCAAGGUGCGCUUCGGCCCCGAGGAGGACUCUGAGGAGGAGGACGAGGGCGGCGACGCCCCUGGCGGCGCCGGCACGGCCUCCUCCGUCACCCGCCGGCCCCCCGUCGUGGUGGAGACCCACGUGGGCGGGAGAGGGUACGACGCGUCCAACGAGCAGCCGGCCAGCGUGCCCAUCGACUACACCAACUUCCCCACGCUGGUGGGCCACCGGGAGCGGCCCACGGAGGGCGGGGCGCCCGGGGUGGUGGUGGAGGAGGAGGAGGAGGAGGAGGAAGAGGACGACGAGGACGACGACGGCUUCCUCCACCCGUCGCGCAACAUGUCGGACCUGGAGAUCGGCAUGUAUGCGCUGCUGGGGGUGUUCUGCCUGGCCAUCCUGGUGUUCCUCAUCAACUGCAUCGUGUUCGUGCUCAAGUACCGCCACAAGCGCAUCCCGCCCGAGGGCCAGGCCAACAUGGACCACUCCCACCACUGGGUGUUCCUGGGCAACGGGCAGCCCCUGCGCACCCAGGGGGGCGAGCUGUCGCCCCAGCUGGCCGAGAGCCCCGGCAACCCCUUGGAGGGGGGCGGGGUGCCCACCUGUUGCCACGGCGACCACCACAGCAGCGGCAGCUCGCAGACCAGCGUGCAGAGCCAGGUGCACGGCCGGGGGGACGGCAGCUCCGGGGGCUCGUCCAAGGCGGAGGCGGGCGAGGAGGCAGGGUCGCCCACCUCCAAGAGGAAGCGGGUCAAGUUCACCACGUUCAGCACACUGCCCACCGAGGAGCUGCCCUACAACUCCAUCCCCAUCGCCGACGAGGAGGACAUCCAGUGGGUGUGCCAAGACAUGGGCUUCCAGGACCCGGCCGAACUGCACGACUACAUGCGCAGAAUAAAGGAGAUCGCGUGAGGUCGGCGCCAGGUCA